CUCGAUUGUUUCGUACAAUAAGAUGGCAGACGCCGAUCCCACAACUCCGCAGCCGGCAAGCAGUCCCUUGGACGACUCGUUCAGCAUCAUUCAGUCCAUGCUCACAGGCUUCGCUUCUGGAGGUGCCGUCGGCGCCAGCUGGGGAGCUACCCUUGCGGCACUCCGAGGCGAACGCGUGGUCUUCUACGCUGCAUCUGUCGGCGCCAACUUUGCCGUGGCCUCUGCAUCGUACGUCACCUUCCAUCAGAUCAUCUCGAAGAGACGCGGCCAGCGGGACAUGACGAGCUACGUCGUUCCCGGCACCAUCACUGGUGGAGGGCUUCUCGGGCUAACGGGCUCAUCCGUCCGCGCUGUUCAAGGCGCCGCCGCGGGGUCUGCAGUCGGGGCCGGCAUCUUCUUUGGUCUGAAGUACUUUGACCAGUGGCGCCAAGCCACCGCCAUCGAGCGGUACAUUGCCAAGUACGGCCCCGACGCCAUCCACGACGUGCCUGGGACUUCCGACGCCGCGUUCGUCUCCCCGGUGAUCGACAGCAUCGACUUGCCGUCUCUCAUUCCGUCCUUUGUCAACAUCUCAGAAGAAGAAGUCGAAUCGCGCAUCCAAGCCCGAUUAAAACAACUCAACGACGAUGCCGGACGACUUGAGUAAGCACCCCCGAAAUGUUACCAUAGAACGCAUAAUAUCUCGAGCUUGCUAUUCCAUCGCUCCAAUGGAGGAAGGUCGCACC
Messenger RNA from Aphanomyces astaci, 725 nucleotides. RefSeq lists its product as hypothetical. Bases 23 to 646 code for a protein of 207 amino acids. NCBI's taxonomy places the organism in Eukaryota, Oomycota, Saprolegniomycetes, Saprolegniales, Verrucalvaceae. The record is from RefSeq and is a predicted model, not a curated record. The transcript is spliced from 2 exons.